Messenger RNA from Hemicordylus capensis (graceful crag lizard), 4847 nucleotides. RefSeq names its product SV2 related protein (gene SVOP). Gene Ontology annotation, cellular component: membrane. The coding region runs from base 143 to 1774 and encodes 543 amino acids. Gene Ontology annotation, biological process: transmembrane transport. The transcript is spliced from 16 exons. Gene Ontology annotation, molecular function: transmembrane transporter activity. Lineage: Eukaryota; Metazoa; Chordata; Lepidosauria; Squamata; Cordylidae. The record is from RefSeq and is a predicted model, not a curated record.
CCAUCAUCUGAUCAGAGAGGCGGGCUGGCGGCUGCUGCGGGCGCUGUCCAGCCCUCCGGCCGCCUGAAAGCCUCGCCGCUCGCCCCCCCGAUGUAAGAGCGAUGCGAGAGGCGCCUCCAGCCCCCCCACCUCGGCAUUGGCGAUGGAGGAAGAUCUAUUCCAGCUCAGGCAGCUGCCGGUGGUCAGGUUCCGUCGUACGGGGGAGAGUUCUCGGUCUGAGGAGGAUGUUGUCUCGGGAGAGCACGAAGUCCGAAUUGAGGGUGUCCAGACAGAGCUAGAGGCUGUGGAGUUGGAAGAUGGAGGGACCGUCCCAAAGGAAUUUGCCAACCCAACUGAUGAUACCUUCAUGGUGGAAGAUGCGGUGGAAGCAAUUGGAUUCGGCAAGUUCCAGUGGAAACUUUCCAUUCUGACGGGCUUAGCAUGGAUGGCUGACGCCAUGGAAAUGAUGAUCCUGAGCAUCCUCGCACCUCAGCUUCACUGUGAGUGGCGAUUACCCACCUGGCAGGUUGCAUUGCUCACCUCGGUGGUGUUUGUGGGCAUGAUGUCCAGCUCCACCCUCUGGGGAAACAUUUCAGACCAGUACGGCAGAAAAACAGGGCUAAAGAUCAGUGUGCUAUGGACUCUAUACUACGGGGUCCUUAGUGGCUUUGCACCAGUUUACAGCUGGAUCCUGGUCCUGAGGGGACUGGUGGGGUUUGGCAUCGGAGGAGUCCCUCAGUCGGUAACACUAUAUGCAGAAUUCCUCCCGAUGAAAUCUAGGGCAAAAUGCAUUUUGCUAAUUGAGGUCUUCUGGGCGAUUGGGACGGUCUUUGAGGUCCUCCUGGCGGUGUUCGUGAUGCCCACCCUGGGCUGGCGUUGGCUGCUCAUACUUUCAGCUGUUCCCCUUCUGGUCUUUGCCGUCUUGUGUUUUUGGCUGCCAGAAAGUGCAAGGUAUGACGUGUUGUCCGGGAACCAAGAGAAAGCCAUUGCCACCCUGAAGCGGAUCGCAACAGAGAAUGGAGCUCCAAUGCCUCUAGGGAAACUGAUCGUCUCCAGGCAGGAAGAUCGAGGGAAAAUGAGAGACCUAUUUACCCCACAAUUUAGAUGGACAACUCUUCUGCUUUGGUUCAUAUGGUUCUCCAAUGCCUUUUCUUAUUAUGGGCUAGUUUUACUGACGACAGAGCUCUUUCAAGCAGGAGACCUCUGCAGCAUGUCUAGCAGAAGGAAAAUAGUGAAGGCCAAAUGCAAUCUGGCAUGUGAAUUCCUAACCGAAAAGGACUACAUUGAUCUGCUGUGGACCACUCUGUCCGAGUUCCCAGGCGUUCUAGUGACCUUGUGGAUUAUUGACCGGAUCGGGCGGAAGAAGACGAUGGCCCUCUCCUUUUUCGUCUUUGCAUUUUGCAGUCUCCUGCUCCUUCUCUGUGUCGGAAGAAAAGUCCUUACCGUGCUCCUGUUCAUUGCAAGGGCGUUUAUUUCAGGAGGAUUUCAAGCUGCCUACGUUUACACCCCUGAGGUGUACCCAACAGCCACCCGUGCCCUGGGCCUUGGGACGUGCAGUGGGGUAGCCAGAGUGGGUGCUCUCAUCACACCGUUCAUUGCACAGGUGAUGCUGGAGUCCUCCGUCUAUCUGACUCUGAUCGUUUACAGCGGCUGCUGCCUGCUGGCGGCCCUGGCUUCUUGCUUGCUGCCCAUUGAAACCAAAGGCCGCGGCUUGCAGGAAUCCACCCAUCGGGAAUGGGGUCAGGAGAUGUUUGGGCGGGGAGUCCCCCAAUCAAACUCUGGAUCUCAGGGCUGAUUGGACACUUUGGUCCUGUGGCGAGUAAGUCUGGAGGUUUUGUCUCCCCUGCCCAAACCAAAAAAAAAAACCACACCCGAAACCCAACUCAACGCCCGAGAACAUCUUGUCACUGCUGUGUGUCCCAAAGCAAGAAUGCUCGGUCUACGCCUUGGACUCCCUUUUUGCUCACUCUCAUCCCUGCCCCUUGGCGCGAGGAGACGUAUGAGAUCUGGGAAGAGAGAGACUCCGUGUGUCCGUGCGUGUGCAUUGGGGAAGGACAUGAUGCAGGCAGGGAGGGAGGGAGGGAAGAGAAGAGGGCUGAGGGCUCUCCCAAACAAUCUGCUCCUCAUUCACAGUCAACAAACCGACUUUGUUUCCCGAGACUCAACCAGCCGCUCUGUGUCAAGUCAAGCAAGCAGAUCGGCGGAUGCGAUUUGGAUGCCGCUAUCCUGAAGACGGGCCGGCACUCUCGACACCAAAAAGUAAGCGGGCUCAUGUCCAAACACAAUCAUCCCUUGCCUAGUGCACGGUCAGUUCUGCGCACUUGUGAAUUCAUCACCAGCUUGGCACUUCUUCGGUCUUGAACCACCAUCAGCAUCUGCAAACCAUGGCGAGUCUAUCGGUACUUCACAGCUGACAUAAGCUUUGCUUCUUGAGGAGUUGCUGAGCGUGUUCUGGAGGGUCUUCUUGCACUGCUUGGCCUAGAGCUGAAGUACGCAACGGAGGCCGUGUAUUUGGAAUACGGUGAACAGUUCGGGUGCUCCGUUUUGAAAAAGAUACUGUAGAGCUGAGAAGGAUGUGAAGAGGGGUCUGAUCUGAGAAGGGGGCACCUUCGCUCCCUACAAAGAAGGGCUAAAGCAGCUGAGGCUAUAUUUAGUUUAGAAACAUGAGGACUACAGGGGACAUGACAGAAUUAUACAAUUGUGCAUGGUGUGGAGAAAACAGAGAGAGAGAGAGAGGAUGUUCUCUCUUCUCUCUCCCAUUGCAUUAGGGGUCGGGACUUUAAGUGGCAGAAAGACUAGCUGUCUUUCUGCACCAGUGAUAUGCGUGUUUGUGUGUGCUGGUGAUUCUAAUCUUAAUAAAAGAAUGGUUUACAUUCAAGGGGACUAGUAACAUGAUGGAACUACUCAGUGCACAAGAGGCCCAGAUGGCUCCAUGGGAAUUUGGGGGAUAUGUUUAGGAUGGAUCAUGAAUGAAGCCAUGAACCAUCUGAAAGGAUCUUGUAUGCAGUGCUGCACCUCCUGAAAGGCACGUGUACAACUGCAGCCAUGCGCAGUCUGAGAGGUGUGCCAGUUGGGUGCAGGUUGUUUGGGCCAGUUACGGACCAAGUCUUUGAGUUGCAGACCAAGCAAUGUGGGUUAAAAAUGGGAUGAAAGGUCCAGCAGUUCCUCCUCCUAAGCAAUUGUCUGCCUCCAAAUGCAGCUUCAGUCAUCAACUAGAUACAAAUUCCAAGGAGAUUGAGGCUUCUUUAUUUACACUGCUUUUGAGGAAGUUAACAGGGGCAGAGUCCUUCAAGCAAUUUUGCAAAAAUGCCAAACAAGACGAAAAGGCCAAAGAAGCUCAUAUUACAGUAUUUCCGAGGGAUGUUUAUGAUAGUCAGAGUUAGGCACCUUUAGAAGACAGUCGUUAAGAUAAAAGGCCUCUGGAUGGAGUUUAUAUACGUUGGGGAACGUCCCAUUUGUAUUUUCUCGGAGCAACUACCCUCCUACUUUUGACCCUCUUCUGCAUUUUCAUUGCACAAAUUCAAGACAUUUUCUUCUAAAACAUCACACUGAAAGUUACCAGUUGGCAUUCCUCUGGGUCUUUACAUUUCAGCCAGUUACAUUUCAACACUGUAAAGUAUUCCCAAUUCAAAAGGGCAUUUAGAAUCCACAUUGGGGAGCUCAGUCAAAGACAGUAAAAUAAACUGGCUGGAGGCUUCUUAACCUGGGAGCUGGUCAUUCCUCCCACAAGGUUAAAAGCCUUCAUAGGGUGGAUGUGCCCUGAGGACCUUCUGCUACCUGCGUUGGCACAUCCGAAAUCUGAAAAACCGGCGGUGGCUGAGUCCACAAUGUCAACAUGACAAUAGACUCUCUCUUGGAAUUAAAUAUUUGCUUUGUACGUUUUAUCCAGUACUGUGGAAAAUGUGUGUAAGUCCUUUUGAGUCACCUCUACAACACCACCACCAGUUUUUUGUUGAACGACAGUUUGAAAAUUGGGAUUACCAAACUGAACAUUAUUUGGGUCAAUAGGUAUAUUUAGGCAAAAACAAACCAAAUUUAUUUUAUUGAGAGCUCCCAACUAUUGUGCUGGAAAUCUAUACCAAAUCCGGCAUUGAACUUUUUCAGCCUACAUAUCUUAGAAUGUGUUUGUUUUUUAAUAUAACCCUGCUAACUGGGCAAAGAGGCACCUUUUACCGUGGUGAUUUUCUUUAUUGAGCAGGGGGAGAGUAACUGGCCCUCUCCACCCCCAGCACAGUACCUCCAGUGACUGUUGCUGGUGUCUAUCUUAUGCUUCUUUUUAAAAUGUGAGCCCUUUGGGGACAGGGAUCCAUCUUAUUUAUUUAUUGUUUCUCUUUGUAAACCACCCUGAGCCAUUUUUUGAAGGGUGGUAUAGAAAUCGAAUUAACAACAACAACAAAAUGACUGAAGUAUAUAAUAAAAUUUCAACAAGAACAACAACGAUUGUCCAAAGGAUUAUUAUGAAUUUUUUGCUUUUUACCUGGAAAAACAUACAGCUGGUGGAUUCACUUAAAAAUCAAACCAACCAGAAAGAAGGUCAUUUGGAAUUAAUUGUGGGUUCAGAAGUCUGUGGGUUGUCCUGUUGGUAAAUGUGCAAAGCUGUCGUGAUGGGAAAGCGAUUCUCUGUGUACGCUGUGAUGAAUGACCUUUGUAUCCCUCAACGCUUGCCGAAAAAAGAACACUGAAUGUCUCUGCUGUGUUUUGAAUGUACAGUUUCUAAACUAGGCACAUAUUCGUGUUGCAGAAAAGAGUUCUGUAUAUUGAACUUCUUGUACUAUAUUAUUCUGUUUCUCGGUGGAUGAUGCAACGUUAGAUAGUUUGAGUCCACACCAAAUAUUUUAUGUUGAAUAAAUGAAUAGUUUUUACAAUAA